This is a messenger RNA of Exophiala xenobiotica, 1845 nucleotides long. RefSeq lists its product as uncharacterized. The coding region runs from base 1 to 1845 and encodes 614 amino acids. Lineage: Eukaryota; Fungi; Ascomycota; Eurotiomycetes; Chaetothyriales; Herpotrichiellaceae. The transcript is spliced from 2 exons. The record is from RefSeq and is a predicted model, not a curated record.
AUGGGAGCAGUUGCCUUUACCCCUCCUCUUCGCUCAGCUGAAAAGAGCCUGGCUGAAGCCAAAUUCACAGUCGUUGGAUUCAUGCUUCCCUUCCAGUGUGUCAUUGGCGCGCCUUUGGCGCGACGAGUCGGUCUAUGUUUCGAGCGUUUCCAGAUGCCAUCUUCCGCUCGUAUUGAGUUUCUUCAACGCGGAACAGCGAAAAGAGAAUACAUAUAUCAGGACACUGCUUCUUCGACGAAAGGAUCCCAGAGUAUCCGGUACAGCAUAGAGCAGAUGUGCCUGGGUCGUGUUUCUCCAGGGGCAACCUGGGAACUUCCCACGUACUAUGUAACGCUCGACGACGCUCCCUCUUUGCGGAGAUUCGUUAUGCAAGAAUUCGAACAAAUCGAGUCUGUUCGCGACAUUGUGACACUCACUGGUGAUCUGCCCAACGUUUGGGCUGCCACUUGUCAAGAAUACACGUCAUGGAGGUGGCCACUGAUAUCAGAGUGCGUGUUGGAGCUUAUUGAUACCAUCAUCAAAGGCCCGCACUCCGCUUUGAAGGAGUUUGAUAGGGCCCUGCGAACAAAUCCCGACCACACCUUGCUUACCCCCGGAGCCUCGCGCGUGGAAUUCUAUGUUUUUGGUGGGAGGAGAAUACGCAUUAAUGGACCUCCAGAUCAACGAGUACCCGGUCCAUCCGUGGUGGAGAUCUUGAAGGAUGACGACGAGUUCGUCGUGAGGCUGGCCAAGUCUUCCACAAAUCCGCGUGAGAUCCGACAAGAACUAUUGUCGCGAUUCAACCCAUCAGCGCGGCAUGAGGCAGAUUUGACACCACAACGGAACGCGGGCUGUUGUUGGUACCCCCUUUUUCCAAGGGCUAGGGUCGCCGCCGGUUUCCCUAUCCCUGGAAGGCCUCGGAAAAGGAAGGACUUGACGAUCGCCGUAGGGCUCGAUCUGCAGGGAUUGGAAGUGUCAUUUGCAGUUUUAUCUCACAUCUGCGGCCUCGAGUACUCAGCAUUCCAUGGCGACAACUUCGUGCUGAGAGGCGAGCUCACCGCACUUUAUCCAAUCUAUGCCCAAGGCGGAAGCGUGCAAUGGCACUUGAAAUUUCUUGCCAAAACACGACCUGACAAUCCUGAUAACGUUGCGGAUGACAUGAAAAAUGACAUGAAUGAUGGUAUAUCUGAGUUUGACGUCGAGCCGGAAGAUCAAGGGAUGCCAGUUAGCAUCGUUGCCGUGGAGGAUCUUCCAAAAGCUUCCCGCCACUUUGUCGGUCUUUGGCCUGAAGCGCAGAUUACCCUUGGUACCAGGAAGCACAAGUACUCGAAGAUCCAGUGGUCCAGCAACGAUGAGAAAACUGAAAUCUCGCGGAAAGACGGUACAUCUUUCUCGAUUGGUCUAGGUCUCAAGGGCUUUGGAACGCUUACAGCUUCACGUUCUUUCAAAAUUGGCCGCACAAGGGUAAGCCCUGCGCAGAAACCCAAGUCUUUUAUCGAAAGACUGGUGUCGAGCUCUGAAGAACCUGUUAUUCUUUACAGCUCCAACGAGAAGAAGGCAUGGAUGGUACCAAUGGUUACUGUUCUACUCCAUCUAGCUCACGCUAGAGCGGCUUAUUUGUCGGCCAAAGCCCGCAAGUAUGGUGUUGGCCUGAAAUAUAGGAUUCCUUUUUGUCAGUCUGAGCCAUCCGGUGCAACGUCUGCUCUGAAAACAAUUCUCCAGCAGAAGGAUGCACCUGUCAUCGAGGAGAGGAGCAAACAUUGCAGGAAUAUAUUGAGCAUCUCUGGCUGGCGUUUUCUUUCAGAGAUGAGGAUCGCUCCAGGAAUACCGGUCUCUUUCCACAAAUUCGAGGGCGCGAUUUCAUGA